This is a messenger RNA of Tetranychus urticae (two-spotted spider mite), 5093 nucleotides long. RefSeq lists its product as uncharacterized. The record is from RefSeq and is a predicted model, not a curated record. Lineage: Eukaryota; Metazoa; Arthropoda; Arachnida; Trombidiformes; Tetranychidae. Gene Ontology annotation, cellular component: nucleus. Gene Ontology annotation, molecular function: transcription corepressor activity.
AUCAAGCUAUAAUAUCGUGAUAAUCUAUUCUAAAUAGUUAUUAUUGUAAAUGGUUUUUAUCGAAACUUCAUAGUCUUUAAAAAUAACUGCCAUUCUAAUUUUUUUAUUAUCAUGAGAUUGAUAUCUAUGUAAAACAUUAUUGUUUUAAAGAUCGCGAUUUAUUCCAUUCAACAUGAAUAGAAAAGUAAAGUUUGAAUUAAUUUCGAUUGUUGAACUUGGAAAUAUAUUUCAAUAGAAAAGGACCGAAAAAGCGAAUUGAGAUUAAGCUUCUGGGAGUUGGAAUUAAAAAUGAUAACUUUAAAGCCGAGAAUAAAUUUAUUCAAAAUUUAUUUUAAGAUAACUUGGAUAAACAUUUAGUCAACUAGAUUAAGCAAUUAUUGAUUCUUUCAAGUUUUAAUUUUAUAAUUAAAAGUUGAUUCGAUUAAUUGACUGUCAAAGGAAGGAAAAAUACUGAAUCCAAGUUUUGGGUUUUUAAACCACAAGUACCAGUAUUACCAGGAGAUUAAACCAAGACUUAUUGUUAUCUAUGUGUUACAAUAAUUGUUUGUUAACCAGAUGCAAGAUGGAGCCAACCUCUAGUUUAUUUUUCAGGUUAUCUUGUUGUCUUUAUUAGAUUACUGGUUGAAUUAUUUAUUGAAUAUGACACCUCAUUAUCAGGAACUGAUACCUUAAUCAAAAUGCUCAUGAUCUAUCCAGAUUAGAUAGAACAAUGAUACAAAAACUCUGCAAACCUAAAACAGAACGAUGUCUUUUUAUGUUAACCGCUAAGGACUGGGAAUAUUUUAAGGUUUAUCAAGACAAAAUUAGAAACACCAAUUAUAGCUUUAAUUUAUUAUCCGUAAUAGAAGCCUCUUUAAUUGAUUUGGUUAAUCAAUAAACUCUAUUUGAACAAAUCUUUCAAAUGAAAUAAAUUGCUUUAGUAAUGUAGGUGAGUAAAAUUUUGAAUUCUGCGCCACAAGAAAGAAACUUUCUCAAGAUGGCGUUCCACAUAAACCCAGCCCAUAAAAAAUACAGUGGUUUGGUCACUCCAGCUCCAGUAAAUACAGUUCUCAUUUGUUCUCAUAAUGUUUUGCUAAUCGGUAAUUAAUUAUAUAAUUAAUAAACGUUAAUCUGUUCAUUAACAUCCAAUAAAGUCCAUUCGGAUUAUCAAAUAGAGUUAAAAGUUAUUGUGAAAUUGAAGGCAAAAGUGAAAAUUUACACUGGCUAGCGGUGAAGAGAAGAUCCUGGUGGGUCCUUGCCACCAGGCCCGCCUUCCUGAUUAUGUUGGUAAUAUUUUACCUGCAGAUAUGCCUGAAUCUUGUGAGGCAUUAGAGGAAUUAAGAUGGACCCCGGGAUUACCUGAUUGUGAUUUAAUCAUGUAUCUGCGUGCAGCUCGAAGUAUGGCUGCUUUCGCAGGUAUGUGUGAUGGUGGUUCAGCUGACGAUGGCUGUUCUGCUGCAUCGCGAGACGACAUCACUAUAAAUGCACUAGAAUUGUUGCAUGAUAACAAUUAUGAUACUGGUAAAGCUCUACAAGCUUUAGUUAAGAAUCCAAUACCCAAAAGUACAGAUAAAAAGUGGUCUGAAGAAGAGCAAAAGAAAUUUGUCAAGGGUAUUCGUCAAUACGGAAAAAACUUUUUCAAGAUCAGGAAAGAGUUAUUACCUCAAAAAGAAACAUCCGAUUUGGUUGAAUAUUAUUAUUUAUGGAAGAAAACACCUAGAGCAGCAUCAACUGAUUUUAAUUCUGCAAACAGACCUCACCGAAGACACCGAAGACAAAACGUUUUGAAGAGAAUCAGAGCAGCCAAUGCCGCAAGUCCUAGUAAUAAUAAAGGUUCUAGCAACUUGGAUAAUUGUGAAGAUCAAAGUGAGAAUAUAAGUGAUCCACAAUCACCGGUUUCUCCCUCUCAAUUAGUUUCAAGUCCAACUAACGAUCAACCAAUUAUAAGUGAACCCUUGGAAAAGAAUGAAGAUAAAGUUGAAGAGUCUUCAACCGUGACAAUUAAUAACAACUCAACUGUGUUGACACAAAAGGAGGAAUCAAAUGCAUCCGAAGAAGAAAAAUUAGUUACAAUAAAACCUUCAAGCCCUAUCAGUGAUCAAGCUAGUGUCAAUGAUUUAACCGAAAAGAGUACAGAAAAAAUCGAAGAAGAUAUUGACGAAAAUGUCAAUGAAACAUUAACUGUACUUCCUAAGGAAGAAGAAUCAAGUCCUCCAGAUGAAGAUAAAACGGAGGUCAUUCAGCCAAAUUCUCAACCGCCAAGCUCACCUCAGUCACAAAAUGAAAUUUCAGGCAAACUUAAUGGACAAACAAGUACUCAACCAACAUCCAAAGAUUUAUGGGAGAUUGAAAAUCACGAUGAUAAUGAGAUCAAAAUUAAGAAAUCAGAUCCAUCUCCUACUCCAUUCUCGUCUAAUCCUAGUUGUACUCCUUUGUUAAUACCCAAACGAGAACCACCGCCAUCUCCUCCUCAAAAUGAUUAUGCUAAUGAAAGACCCACUGUUCCUCCUCCUUCCUCUCCUCCCGUUCCCUCUGAGGUGAACACGUCGGAACCUAUCAACAUGACCACUCAUCAUCCACCACCAUCUCCUGUUCGUAUCAAAGAAGAAGUUGUUUAUAACGGUAGCGAGGCCCCAGCUCGUUCUUCACCUCUGAUUCGGCGAGUCUCUCCUGCACCUCCAUCUCAACCAGCUGAAAUGCCAACCUUCCCGCAAUUCAUGUUGCCACCUAGGCCUGAAUCUCAGUCACAACAUCCUCUAUUACUACCUCCACCACCUCCUCCACCUUUAACUCAACAAUCACCUUUGAUAAAUCUUAACAACAAUAUGAAUAACUUGAAUAAUAAUAAUAGUAAUAACUUAUUGCCUCCUUCAUUGGGAUCUCAGCCCACCAAUAUUGAGACUCAUGUACAUAGAAAGACUCCAUUAGAAUCAAAUGAAGCACCUCGUAUCAAACCUCCAAAAGAGAGACACUCGUCUUCGCCAUCUUCAAGAUCAUUGCCUCCUUCCAGAUCAAACAAUACAAAUUUAAUCAAUAACUCUAAUAUAAUUACCAGUAAUAGCGGUCACAUGAAUAAUACAAGUGUCACCAUCAGUAGUAUACCGUCAAACAGUAUACCUACCAAUGGUGGUCUUCUUGGUAAUAUUGGUCGACCAUCAAAUGAUUCAACUCCAUCCUCAACAUCAGCCCAGCUCACGCAUCCAUCAUUCAGCUUAGCUACUAGUUUACCUGUUGAACAACGUUUACACGCUGUUCCAACAUCGUAUGCUUCAGCAUCUCAUUCUAGUUCAUCACCACUGAAUGUCCCUCAAAUGACUUCUCAUGGAUUUCCUUAUCCUCAUCACAUGUUACCACCUGGAUUACCUCCUUACUUUAAUCCUCAUGGAGGUGUACCUCCACCCUCUCCUCAUUGGUAUGCAGUCACUAGAGGUAUGCAACCCGGGGCGAUGGGUUUUCCACCUCAUGGUGUACCAACUCCUUCACCGCAUUCACAUUCGCACCAUCAGCCUCACUCUUCAAUGCUCUCAUCAUCUAAACCCAAAUCACCAGUCAUUUCACAUGCCAAUCGAAUAACAAAUAGUAGUCCAGCAUCGCAAUCGCCAUUAUUUCAUGGUUUACAACAACAAUCCAGUUUAUCAUCUUCUUUGUUCUCCCAAGGACCAAUGUCUAUUAAGCAUGAAAGAGACGUUUAUCGUGGCUCAUUAGAUGCUAAAAUGGAUAGAAAUGAUCUUCAAGUGAUUGAAGAGGAGGAAGACCAGCAUCCUCCGCACAUUUCUCGGGGCCCAAGUCCAGAGUUGAAAAUUGAUGACAGUGAAUGUCAUCGUAGUCAAUCUGCAAUAUUUCUCCGUCAUUGGAAUCGUGGUGACAAUUCAUGUGCAAGAACUGAUUUAACAUUUAAACCUGUUCCUGAUUCUCAGUUAGCAAGGAAACGAGAAGAAAGAGCUCGAAAAGCUGUUGAAAAGGAAAGAGAAGAACAAAAGAAGUUGGCCGCAGAAAAAGGACUCCUUGGCCACGGACCCAAUGACUCGAACCACCAUCUAAGUCCAUUUGAUCGACAUACUCCUAGAUCUAAUUUUGCUGAUACACCUGCUUUAAGGCACCUCAGUGAAUAUGCACGGCCUCAUGCAGCCUUUUCGCCAAGUUAUCCUCGUACAUCCGUUGCUGGUCCUAUGGUUGGCAGUGGACCUUCUCUAUCAUUUGGUGUUCCAAUUUCCGAAGCUCCUCAUGGAAUGGAUCCAAUGAUUCAUUAUCAGAUUGCAGGACUUUAUGGACCUGCUUUUGCUAGACGAAUUGAACAUGAAGAACGAGAGAAACGUGAACGAUUCGAAUUAGAAAAACGAGAACAACUUAAAGAACAAGAGAUGAAAAAUAGAAUGGCUUCCUUUGCAGGCCAACAAUCGAACCCUGCUCAUGGAUUUUUCGAUCCACACCUUAUCGAUAUACAACGUCGUUUUGCUGCUGCUCAAUCAGCUGCGGCUGCUGGAGCACCAAUGGGUGGAAAUCCAUCAAAUACUCCAGUUCCCCCUGGAGCCAUGGGAUCUCCAUUCUCUCUGUUUAACCCAAAUGAGAGAGAAAGAAAUGAAAUAAGAUCAAUGAUGCCCCCUGGUGCAAAUGCUGAAGCUCUUGCUGCUGCUGAACGUUACCAAGCAGAAAGAUUAAAUUUAUUUGAAUCCCUAAAUCGAUACCAAAUGUCUGGACUUACAGCGUCCGAAUUGCACUCUCAUGCUCAUACUCACGCACAUAAUCACGCUCAUGCUCAUACUCAUCUACAUUUACAUCCUGCAGAUGCAAAUUCAGCGGCGGCAGCAGCUGCGGCAACUGCAGCUACCAUGGUCCUCCCGCCGCAUCAAUCCUUUUUGGAUCCAUCGAUGAGGAACGAUGGUCCAAUGCACUCUGGUCAUUCAUUACUGCCUCCUUCCGCAUAUCAGGGUGGACCUAGAUCUGGUUUGAUGCACAGACCCGAAAUGUUACACCUUGGAGCGAGUGGACUUUUAAGACCACCCUUCGAUGACCCAAACUCUGGAUCAUGCCUUAUAAAUCCUAUGAUGCAACUUAGGCAGCAAAGAUUUUGAUUGAUUAAUCAAUAUAAUAACUGAUUUUGUGUGUUAAAAUAA